This is a messenger RNA of Lotus japonicus, 3639 nucleotides long. RefSeq names its product nardilysin-like. The transcript is spliced from 19 exons. Lineage: Eukaryota; Viridiplantae; Streptophyta; Magnoliopsida; Fabales; Fabaceae. The record is from RefSeq and is a predicted model, not a curated record. Gene Ontology annotation, cellular component: cytosol. Gene Ontology annotation, molecular function: metalloendopeptidase activity; metal ion binding. The coding region runs from base 159 to 3293 and encodes 1044 amino acids. Gene Ontology annotation, biological process: proteolysis.
AUUGAGUUUAGGCUUGGGGCCUGGUGCCCUUAUUGCUUCUUUCAAAAGCCGCACACUGCACACUCCACUCUGCGAGUUCAGAGUUGAUAGCACUCUGAAUCAAACAAGAGAAACAAAUCCCUUUGUUGCUGCUGCUACUGCUAGCUAGUGUCGCUGCAAUGAAGAGUGCACCCAUCAUCACUUUCUCCUCCGACGACGUUGUUGUCAAGUCACCGAACGACCUUCGUCUUUACCGCCUCAUCGAACUCCAUAACGGCCUUCAAGCUUUGCUCGUUCAUGAUCCUGAGAUUUACCCAGAUGGCCCUCCCAAGCCUGUUCAAACCGACAAUGAAGAAGAAGAAGAUGAUGAUGAAGAGGAAGAUGAUGAAGAUGAAGAUGAAGAUGAUGAUGAUGAUGAUGAUGAUGAUGAUGAUGAUGAUGAUGGGGAGGAAGAAGAAGAUGAUGAUGAUGAUGAGGAAGAAGAGGGAAGUGAAGAAGUAGAAGUUGAAGGAAAAGAAGGGGCCAAGGGUGCUGCUGCUCAGACCAAAAAGGCUGCAGCGGCUAUGUGGGUAGGAAUUGGCAGCUUCUCUGACCCGAAUGAAGCACAAGGACUAGCACAUUUUUUAGAACACAUGCUCUUCAUGGGGAGUGAUGAAUUUCCAGAUGAAAAUGAGUACGAUAGCUAUUUGUCCAAGCAUGGUGGCUCAUCAAAUGCGUAUACAGAAACUGAAUAUACUUGCUACCAUUUUGAAGUGAAGCGAGAGUUUCUAAAGGGUGCCUUGGGAAGAUUUUCUCAGUUCUUUAUUUCACCCCUUGUAAAAAUGGAGGCCAUGGAGCGAGAAGUACUUGCAGUAGAUUCAGAAUUUAACCAGGUUUUACAAAGUGAUGCUUGCCGUCUUCAACAACUUCAGUGUCAUACAUCCGCACUUAAUCAUCCUUUAAAUAAAUUCUUUUGGGGGAAUAAAAAGAGCCUGGUUGAUGCAAUGGAGAAAGGUAUUAAUUUGCGGGAGAAAAUAUUGAAAUUAUACGAGGAUUAUUACCAUGGUGGAUUAAUGAAGCUUGUUGUUAUUGGUGGAGAGUCUCUGGAUGUGCUUGAGAGCUGGGUUGUGGAACUGUUUAGUGCUGUCAAGAAGGGUCCUCAGGUAAACCCAGAGUUCACUGUGGAAGGUCCUAUCUGGAAAUCUGGUAAAGUUUAUCGGCUAGAAGCCGUCAAAGAUGUUCAUAUCCUUGACUUAGCAUGGACCCUGCCCUGUUUACACAAAGAGUAUCUAAAGAAACCACAAGAUUAUUUAGCUCAUCUCCUUGGGCAUGAGGGCAGGGGAAGCUUGCAUUUCUUUCUCAAAGCUAGAGGGUGGGCUACAUCUCUAUCUGCUGGUGUUGGGGAUGAAGGCAUUUAUUGUUCAACUAUAGCCUAUGUGUUUGUCAUGUCCAUGCACCUAACUGACUCUGGUAUAGAAAAGAUCUAUGAUAUUAUUGGCUUUGUCUAUCAAUACCUUAAGUUGUUGCGUCAAGUUUCUCCACAAGAAUGGAUAUUUAAGGAACUUCAGAAUAUUGGAAACAUGGAAUUCAAAUUUGCAGAAGAGCAGCCUCAAGAUGAUUAUGCUGCUGAGCUUGCAGAAAAUUUGAACUUCUAUCCACCAGAGCAUGUCAUUUAUGGUGACUAUCUGUACAAGACAUGGGAUGGGCAGUUGCUCGAACAAGUUCUUGGUUUCUUCAUUCCUGAAAAUAUGAGGGUUGGCGUUGUGUCAAAGGUUCUUAAGUCAGAAGAUUUCAAAUAUGAAACUUGGUUUGGUUCACGUUAUAUUGUGGAAGAUAUUGCUCAAAAUUUGAUGGAGUUAUGGAGAAAUCCUCCAGAAAUUGAUGCCUCACUCCAUCUUCCGUCCAAGAAUGAGUUUAUUCCAAGUGACUUUUCUAUACGUGCUGGUGACACGUCUGAUGAUGAUUCUGCAAAUUUGACUUCUCCUAAAUGUAUAGCUGAUGAAGCAUUGAUAAAAUUCUGGUACAAGCUGGACAGUACUUUCAAAGUUCCUCGUGCCAAUACAUAUUUUCGAAUUAACUUGAAGGGUGGAUAUGAUAACGUGAAGAGUUGUGUAUUGUCUGAAUUGUUCAUUCACCUUCUUAAAGAUGAGUUGAAUGAAGUCAUAUAUCAGGCUAGUGUUGCCAAGUUAGAAACUUCUGUCUCUUAUUUUGGUGACAUGCUUGAGCUGAAGGUCUAUGGUUUCAAUGAGAAGCUUCCUGUUCUCCUAUCUAAAAUUUUGUCAGUGGCUAGAUCUUUUAUGCCAACUGAAGAUCGAUAUAAAGUAAUAAAAGAAGACGUGGAGAGAACUUUAAAGAAUACCAACAUGAAGCCUCUAAGCCAUUCAUCAUAUUUAAGAUUACAAAUUUUGUGCGAGAGCUUUUAUGAUGCUGAUGACAAGUUGCAUUGUCUAAAUGAUCUGUUUCUUGACGAUCUGAAGGCAUUUAUCCCUGAGCUUCGCUCACAGUUAUACAUUGAGGGCUUGUGUCAUGGAAACCUGUCAGAAGAUGAAGCAAUUAACAUAUCCAAUAUCUUUAAGAUGAACUUUCCAGUAAAUCCACUCCCCAUUAAGUUGAGGCAUGCUGAACGUGUAAUUUGCCUCCCUUCCAAUGCCAAUUUAGUUAGAGAUGUUGGUGUGAAGAACAAGUUGGACAAAAACUCUGUGGUUGAGCUCUAUUUUCAAAUUGAACAAGAUUUUGGUAUGGGGUCAAUGAAGUUGAAAGCUUUGAUUGAUCUUGUUGAUGAAAUUGUGGAGGAGCCACUUUAUAAUCAGCUGAGAACGAAGGAGCAGCUUGGUUAUGUUGUUGAAUGCAGUCCGCGAGUAACAUACCGUGUUUUUGGAUUUUGUUUCUGCAUUCAGUCAUCUGAGUACAACCCAGUUUACUUACAAGGUAGAGUUGAUAACUUCAUAAAUGGCCUGGAAGAAUUGUUGGAUGGCCUUGAUGACGAUUCCUUUGAGAAUUACAAAAGUGGGUUAACGGCAAAGCUGCUGGAGAAAGAUCCUUCACUCACAUAUGAAAGCAACAGAUUGUGGAAUCAGAUUGUUGAUAAAAGGUACAUUUUUGACGUUUCAGAGAAGGAAGCAGAAGAAUUGAGGAACAUAAGCAAGAAUGAUGUUGUAGAGUGGUACAAGACGUAUUUGAAACCAUCAUCUCCGAAAUGUAGGAGGCUACUUGUUCGUGUAUGGGGUUGCAACACAGACUUGAAAGAUGCUGAAGCACUUUCCAAAUCUGAGCAGGUCAUCACUGAUCCAGCAGCUUUCAAGAAGGAAUCUGAGUUUUAUCCAAGUUUUUGUUAAAUUUGAAGAUGCAAUAUGUUGAACUAUUGAAGUAAGGCUUCUUCUAGAGCCAGAGAGAGGCUUCAUUUUUUCACUUAAUGGCUCUAGGGGUGAAGGGAUACAAUCAACAUUUUUGAAUGCAAACAACUGGAGGGAAAAAAUUAUACACAAUGUGUUUGCUAGAGUAAUUACAUUUAUUCGUUGGAAAAAGUCCAUCUCUUGUUCUGUUGGCUUUUAUGCCUCGUAAUUUGUGCGAAUGUACACUGAGGGUGAUCUAAAUAGAAAAAUGCACAGUGCUCGUACCGGUGUAAUGAUAUUUAUCUGAGAAUUAGUCAUUCAUUUUUUUUAUCAAUAAGUUAUUGUGGUC